AUGUCCCGGGGAAUCUUCAGCAGAUACUUCGUCCUCUUCUUCCUCUUGGCCAAAGCGGCGGCGCAAGAAUUCGCCCAGACGCGCUUUAUCUGCACUUCUAUCCCUCUGGAGAUGGAGCCCAUGUGUUCUGCUCCGAUGCAGAACAGCGGUCCGGUGGAGGACAUCAAGGGGACCAUACUCCAGCUCCGGGAAACCAUACUGCAACAGAAAGAGACGAUAAUGAACCAGAAAGAGACCAUCCGGGAGCUCACGGCCAAGCUUAGCAGAUGCGAGAGUCAGAGUAUGUCAGAGCCCUCGCAGUACAACCGGGUCAACACCACCGCCCAGACAAACACCUUGAAAGAUCUCCUGCAGAACAAGAUAGACGAUUUGGAGAGGCAGGUUCUGUCCCGGGUCAACAGCCUGGAGGAAACAAAAAUUCUGGUGAGGAACGACACGACGGAGAACCGGGGCAAGAUUGAGAAUGCUCUCAACUCUCUUCACCAAAGGAUCAGCGAUUUGGAAAAAGGGCAGAAGAAUUCCAGGCCGACUGAUAAAUUCCAGAUCACAUUUCCCUUGAGGACAAACUACAUGUACGCCAAGGUGAAGAAGAGCCUGCCCGAGAUGUACGCCAUGACCGUCUGCAUGUGGCUCAAGUCGAACGCCUCUCCCGGCGUCGGCACCCCGUUCUCCUACGCCGUCCCGGGACAAGCGAACGAGCUGGUACUCAUCGAGUGGGGCAACAAUCCGAUGGAGAUUCUAAUCAACGACAAGGUGGCGAAACUCCCUUUCGUUAUCAAUGAUGGAAAAUGGCAUCACAUCUGCGUUACCUGGUCCACAAGAGAUGGUGUCUGGGAGGCAUAUCAAGAUGGCAUGAAGAGAGGGAACGGUGAAAACCUAGCACCAUGGCACCCCAUCAAACCAGGUGGCAUCAUGGUUCUGGGACAAGAGCAGGACAUGUUAGGAGGUGGGUUUGAUGCCACACAGGCCUUUGUGGGCGAAAUGUCGCAUUUCCACAUGUGGGAUAGGGUCCUGACUCCCGGAGAAGUCUACAGCCUGGCCAACUGUAGCUCCAAGACCCUGGUGGGCAAUGUCAUUGCGUGGACUGAAGCCAACGUGGACAUCUACGGCGGCGCCACCAAGUGGACAUUUGAAGCCUGUCGCCAGAUUAAUUAAUUAGCGAAUGGACUCUCU
This is a messenger RNA of Hypanus sabinus (Atlantic stingray), 1173 nucleotides long. It is a transcript of the gene nptx1l, whose product is annotated as neuronal pentraxin 1 like. The record is from RefSeq and is a predicted model, not a curated record. NCBI's taxonomy places the organism in Eukaryota, Metazoa, Chordata, Chondrichthyes, Myliobatiformes, Dasyatidae. Bases 1 to 1155 code for a protein of 384 amino acids. The transcript has 5 exons.